GACAAGCAUGACAUUGAGCCAGGCCACAGAUGCAUGCCCACUCAAAAGGCCCAACUGAGAGCCAACCCCCUCUGCUUCCCGGCUUUCACCCAGCCUCUCAGAGGUGGGGUGUCGACGGGGCGUAGCUAGUCUCCUGCACCCCCACGUAGAACCUCACUGUGAAACUGGAGGUGUCUGAUGGAUCAGGGUAGUAGCGAGCAGAGUCCAGAGGAGCCGGACGCAGGAGGCCGAGCAGAGCUGGAGGUCGGCAGGAGGGCGUCGGAGUCAGAGCACGGCUUGUCCAAAAUCACCCAUAAUGCCCUGGAGAACAUGGGAGCGUUGGGCCAUGGCCUGAAGCAGUUCUUCCAGCCACAGCGCCGACGCUCCUCCGUUUCCCCACAUGACUCUGUCUCGUCCUGUGCAAGCGCCCCUCCCUCUGAGCCCGCUGACGCAGGGUCUGAAGUAGGGGACGCUCCUGCCUCCUCGGCCCUGCCUCUGGAUUCUGACAACCACGCUGCUUCCGCCCCCCCUGCAGCUCUGAGCCGUGUCCUGCAGCAGAUCCGAGGCCCACCCAUGAUGAAGCGAGGCACCAGCCUGCAGAGCCGCCGCAGCAAGGCUGGGGGCCCCGGGGACCCUCCCCAGAAAGGUAGCCCACAGAUCCACCGCCGCAGCACACAUGAGGCCCUGCUGCAGGCUGGGCGCCCGCGCUCAUCCUCCACCACAGAUACCCCCACCAGCCCCGCUCUGGACAUGCUGCUGACCUCCGGUUACCAUUCCACUGAAGAGCCUGACAAGCUGGAUAGAUAUGAUGGAUCGGGCCUUGCAGUGUCACCCAAUGCCCUCCCCUACGGUGCAGAUGGGUACGAUGUUGUGGACAGUACUCCAGACCCACAGCGGACUAAGCAGGCUAUUGCCCAGCUACAACAGAAGAUCCUCAAGCUCACAGAACAAAUAAAGAUAGAACAGACUGCUCGGGACGACAACGUGGCUGAAUACCUGAAACUAGCCAAUAACGCAGACAAGCAGCAGAGCGCACGCAUCAAACAGGUGUUUGAGAAGAAGAACCAAAAGUCGGCUCAGACGAUCCAGCAACUGCAGAGGAAGCUGGAGCACUACCACCGAAAGCUUCGUGAGGUGGAGCACAAUGGCAUCCCUCGCCAACCCAAAGAUGUUUUCCGAGACAUGCAUCAGGGUCUGAAAGACGUUGGAGCAAAGGUAACGGGGGGCCUGUCCAGCUUCUCUCAAGCCACCCAUUCUGCAGCUGGAGCGGUGGUGUCCAAGCCAAGAGAAAUAGCCUCCCUCAUCCGCAACAAGUUUGGCAGUGCCGAUAACAUUGCAGCCCUGAAGGACUCUCUGGAUGAAACCCAGGGAGAUGAGGGUGUUGGCACGGGGGGAUCACGGACCCUGGGCGCGGGCCAGUUGCAAUCCAGCCCAAAGUACGGGAGCGAUGAGGACUGCUCUAGUGCUACGUCUGGUUCUGCUGGAGCCAACAGCACCCCCGGAGCCCCCGGUGGCCCCCCCAGCUCCAGGGGCAAUACUCUUGAACAGGCCCAAGCUUCAGGCUUUGAUGCUAUACUGCACGAGAUUCAAGAGCUCCGGGACAACCAAGGUCGACUAGAGGAGUCCUUUGAAGAUUUAAAGGCCCAUUAUCAGCGGGACUACACCAUGAUCAUGGAGGCUCUGCAGGAGGAGCGAUACAGGUGUGAGCGUUUAGAGGAACAACUCAAUGACUUGACGGAGCUCCACCAGAAUGAAAUCCUGAACUUGAAGCAGGAACUUGCCAGUAUGGAGGAGAAGAUUGCUUAUCAGUCUUAUGAAAGAGCGAGAGACAUACAGGAGGCACUGGAGGCUUGUCAGACCCGCAUCUCCAAGAUGGAGCUGCAGCAGCAGCAGCAACAGCAGCAGCAGGUGGAGAACGCCACAGCUCGGACUCUUCUGGGAAAACUGAUCAAUGUGCUGCUAGCUGUUAUGGCCGUCCUUUUGGUGUUUGUAUCCACUGUGGCCAACUGUGUCGUCCCUUUGAUGAAAACACGGAGCCGCACUCUUUCCACGCUGCUCCUCAUUAUCAUGCUCGCCUUCCUGUGGAGACACUGGGAUGCUAUUUCAGAGUAUCUGCACCGCUUUCUCCUGCACCCCAGAUGACCGACUUGGGGGGGCAUAUUGAAAAUGAUGAAGGGUCUUUGGCUUUGAAGCUGAGGUGUGAAGGCAGAACAUGUACUGCUGAAGGUUGAGUCUUAAUUGUCCUUAAUUUCCCUAUUUUUUCUCAAGACAAUCAGGAGUGUAUCAGAAGUCUAUCACUUACCACUUUCUGAACUGCGUUUUUGAGAAGAAAAUAUCCAAAAAGGGAAAGAUAACGGAUGGAAGCUUGACGUAGGUGCAAUUGUGACACGAGUACAUGCUGUAAAGGUGAAGGGAGUGUAGUUGAAGAAGAGGCUGAGAGAACUGCACACUUUAUUUCUCUGCUGAGGGAAUUUGUUUACAUGUGGAGAACAUCAUUGUUUCUUCACAGAAGAAAUUCAGUUGUAUUACUUUUGAGCUGAUUCAAGUGGUAUUGUUUUGAAGUCACUGCUAUUUUUAUUACAGACGAUCGAUGAGUUUCUCUUUUGUAAUGAGCUGACGGUGUUGUGCAGAUGUAGUUGCCCACAUUGUUUUUUUGUUUUGUUUUUAAAAAAAAAAAGCUUUUUCUCUUCUGGUCUUGUGAUUCUGAUAUUUUCAGUCUGCUUUUUUUUCUCCUUUUCUCAAUCUUUUUUUAAAUUUCAGCUUUCAAGGCCACCUCCUCUUCUUGCUCUCUACACGCUGAAGAAUGGGCUGCCUGCACAUCAGCCAAAUUGCUCUGGAAUCAGACUUGUCACUGGAUCAAAUAUUUGUGGCUUCUUGAUUAGUUCCUUUUAGACUUAUGGAGUCAAUAACACUGGUUCUGCCACAACCAUGAUGCGAUACUAUCAAAGACUUUUGCGUUUGGAGUUGUGACCCUGCCAAGUGGAUGCUACUCUCCUGGUGGCUCUCUCACUGCAGAAGAAUAAUCUAUGAACUGAAUUAACAUACUUGAAGAGCAUCUAAAGUGCUCAAAGACUCAGUGCUUCCGUACUGUUUCUAUUAGUGACAAUGAAAUAGUAAUACUUUUCAGUUGUUUUUAUUUUUAUUUUUUAAAGAUGAAUAAAUUUGCUGUUUUAAAAAGGAAAAUUAUGUCUUACACCUGUUUGCUUAGUGUUUCAAAAGACAAAAAAAGCACCUAGUACAAAAAAAACAAAUACUUAGCCAUCUCACUGUAAAUCUUUUUGUUUCUAACCUAGUGUGACUAGUGUAUAAUAUUGCAUUGAAAACAAUUAUCAUCAGUAGCAGGUCAAUGGGAUUAUAGAUGGUAAAGGUGGGUCAUCAUUAUUUUUAUCCGCCAGAAAUGUUAGUUUCCUAAUUGUGUCAAAGCAUGACUCAGAAAAAUGAAAGAGAGCUCUGUGGUAACAGGAAUAUCAAUUGAUCCUUUUUUUCCUGCAUGCACACACAAUACUAACCCUAACAUGUUCCAGAGAGGAUGUAAUAUCCUCCAAGUGCCUUAAUUGCUCAGUGCCUAUUAUACUACUAUAGCUGUUGAAGGGAUGUGUGCUGCAAACUCUAUUCUUCUCUUUUCAGCCUGAAUCAUCAAUGGUAAACUUAUUUUUCUGAAUUUCCAUAUUGAUGUUUACAAAAAACAAAACAAAAUAAGUUUGGAAAAUAAGCAAAGCCCUCAGAUUUCUCUGUGGUUGUCACCAUAUUUUCACUGAACUUCCAACUCUUACUGUUCUGUUAACAAGUCAGAAUGGCGCUCAUAUGUCUAUGAUAGCGCUACAGCUGGCGGAAACGGAAACACGUCAUCUUACCAGAAUAAAAAUAAGCGCGUUAGUAAACGCAUACCGGAGA
Molecule: messenger RNA, 3873 nt
Organism: Menidia menidia (Atlantic silverside)
Lineage: Eukaryota; Metazoa; Chordata; Actinopteri; Atheriniformes; Atherinopsidae
Source: the annotation of a GenBank genome assembly